ACUAGUUUUUCAUUUUUAAAAUGUCCCAUUUAAAUGCCCGUGGUUCAUUUUAAAUGCACGUGGUUCUUCCAGGCGCGAAUUAAUGAGUAGGAAUUAGCCUACAUUAAAACACUAAGGCUUGGUUUUUGUGGAUGUCCAUUUUGUUCAAUCAGAAUCUUCGUUUCUGUAACUACAACCCUAUCGAAGCGACGGAUGCGAAGUUAAAUAUUUAUUUCACUAACUGUCCAGUUAUAAGAAUAUAUUAUCGACUGACAGUUUCUUUUACUAAAGGUAUGGAGGUAGACGGGGUGGAAGGGGUGUCGGUCUUGGGUGAAGUGAACAUGCAGCAGUUACGGCUAGUCACAGGUCACAUUUAUGGAAACACAAUUCAGUUAUUCAACAUCAAAAAUACAAGUGACGGAAGCAGUAUCAUCUCCAUAGACCCAUCUCAUACCGCGUACAGCACCCCUAUUGCCAUGGAACAGGUCAUCAUAGAUGCCUCCUCUCUGUCCCACAACCACGUGAUCAUCACUCGAAACUCGGGCAUCCAGAGCACGGACGAUGAUUCGGACACCGACGUUAAUGAUAAGAUUGCUGCCGGGAUGUACAGCUAUCAUGAAAUUAAAACGGAGGAGCUCUCAGAAGAUCUGGUACCGGAUCGGUUGGAUCGAUUGAGUCAGAGCAUUUCACAUCACGAUUAUAUAUCAUCUUCUGUUCCAAUUUUAUCGAGAGCCAGGCCCCUGGAGCUUGGUGUAUCUAAGAACAACUAUGUCCCAGUGGAGAAUGGAAUACACACUGAGGGUGCAAGUGAUGGCGGACUGGUUAUUGAAGAAGCUGUGGAACAAGAAGUCUUAACGACUUCCACUAGUUUGGAGGACGAAGAAAUUGUGAGGAGCAAGCCUUUGACUGCCAUGUACUUACAAAGCAAAAUUCCAGUAAGUGAUUCAUUGUACGGGUCUGUUGAUCGAGACAGACUGAUAAGCACGCCAACAAAAUCUCCCGGCAGUUCUAGGUUUACUCUAAAGCCAUCUUCGAGAACAAUUGGCAUGGAAUAUGAUGAUCUUCGGUUGUACCCUGUGGAUGACUUGUACAGGAUGAAGCACGGAUAUGGAGACCAGGUGAGUGUGUAUCAUCCCAACACUGGGGAAAUAACGUUCAGGAGUGUAGAGACUGAUUAUGAGUUGGACAAAAAGUCACCCAGCGCUAAAAGAUCUGUUGAAGCCAUUCUAGCAGCGUCUGAAACCAUCAAGAAUCAAGACAUUGCAUCUGAAAUAGAAAUAGGCACCUGUGAAGUGGAGGUGAGUCCCUCAGGGAGACGCGGACGGAAACCAAAAUAUCGGACAGACGGUAUUGAGGAAGACAUAGAGCAGAUAAAGAAAGCUUCAAAGGAUGUAGGUUACACUUUGAAAGGUAAAGGUUUAAAGCAAAGAAAAGAUGGCAAAAAGCGCAAGAAGCCAAGAAUCAGGUUGACAUUAACUAAAGCUAAGCAUCGCCAAUUGGCCAGUAGGGUCUAUCUGGAUGACGCUGAGGAUGAUGAUGACGAUGACAAUAAGGAAGAAUACGAGCCUAUUUCUGUAACGAAAUCAAAACGAGGGCGAAAACGCAAAGACGCUGUAGAGAGCACAAACAUUAUUUAUCAAUGUGAAUACUGCGAAAAGCAGUUUAAAACAAGAGACAAGGUGAGGGCUCACACGAAGAUUCACACGGAAGAACGUGCGUUUGGUUGUGACAUCUGUGGUUCAAGUUACAGACGACGUGAGCAUCUCAUUCGCCAUUACCGUCGUCACACGAAUGAUCGGCCGUACGAAUGCAUGGAGUGUGGAAAGAGUUACAUGAGAGCUGAACACUUGAAGAGACACAGUUACGAUCACACAGGAGAAAAGCCAUUUGAGUGUCCCAUCUGUCCGAAAAAGUUCACUCGGCAUGAUAGACUCAUUAAACAUUCCUUAGUUCAUGAUAAGUAGACAUAGGCUUUGUUGUGUAAUGCCCCUCAUCAAAGAUGGUAUGGUAUAGUGUGUUGCUAAUGUCUAUCAGAAAGUAGGUAACUUAACUUUCUUCCCACUCUCAUAACACUUCAUAAAAAAUAUUGGCCUGACAUAUCAGUGUUGUUUUUCACCUUUUUGGGAAUGGGGCUGGGUAACUUUGGAUUGGGAAACAUUGCUGCGUUUUACCUAAAUUUGGGAUAUCACUUGUUAGUAUUGUUUUUGUUUUGCUAACAAAUACUUGAAAAUUGAGAAUAAAUGGUGUUUUCAAUAUAAUAUUUUCUUAGAUUCAACUUAUAAAGCUGGACGGGAGAUGAACUAAAUUUUAAGAUCUUAUUAUUUUUUUGGAAACCUUCAAUUGGAAAUUUACAGGUCCAAUUUGUGAUAUAUAUUUUCCAUUGGUCCAUAUACCGUCCCCUAAUUUGAAAGAACAAAAAACACUGCAUAUAUCUAAGUCACUUUCAAUUAUAAGCCAAAACCAUUCAUGGAACUGUGAAGCAUUGCCUUUGAACAAUCAAAAACUCGUUUAGUGCACAUUUCUGCUCUCCUUUUUUCAUCAGAUUUUUACCAGUGUUCGUGUUGUAAGUCGUAAAAUUAAAUCAAAGCAAAGUGCAAUUUAUAUUCAUAUUGUCAACGAAAAGGUAGAAAUGCGGUUCUUGAUUUUCAAUAAUGGGUAUUUUAAGCUGGUUAUGAUCUUUAUUUAAGAAGUUUUAAUCAAUACUACACCAGACUUUAUGAAAAUUAGCGGUCAUUUAUCCUCAGUAGGCAAGUUCAGUUAUCAGAUAAAUGGACCCAGGAAAUGCAAAAUUAUAGCCUUUGAUUUAUAAGAAAUUACCUGAAUAGCAGUGCAAUGUUCAUUUUAUUUUCAAUUGAUCCUAACUAUAUGUGGUUAUAAAGAGUGCUUUUGGCAUUGAAAGGGCAAUCAAUUUCAAUAUUUCGAUUUUAAGUAAUAUGAUGAUAAUAUAAUGUUUAAAAAUUCCUUGAACUUAGCAAUUAAAGCUUUUUUGGUCUGUCAGAAACACAUACGAAUUUGAAAGGAUCAAUAGAUAUGUUACUUCAAACACGCACAUUAUAUUCUCUUCAACAGUAAGCUGAAAUCAGGGUCUAUGAUAUAUGUCGUGUAACUCUUGUUUACUGUUGCUUCUGUUGAUGUGGAUAUUCUUGAAACAGAUCUAACACUUAUGUACAACAUUUAAGUAGAUAUUUAAUGAUUGUAAUAUAAUAUUCCAGUUUGAUGAUGAUCUUUCAUUGAACUUAUAUUUUGUUUUUAGCUCACUUAAGCACUAUGUGCUCAUGCUGAGCUUUUGUGAUCCCCUUUUGUCUGUCGUGCUGCAUCAACAUUUGCCUUGUUAAAACUCUAGAAGCCACAGUUAUUGUCCAAUCUUAAUGAAAUUUGGUCAGAAGAUUUGUGCCAAUGUUAUCUUGUAUGAGUUCGAAAAUGGUUUAGGUUGGUUGAAAAACAUUGCCACCAGGGUCGGGGCAUUUUGCCUUAUAUGGCUAUAAUAAACCCUUGUGGACGCUCUAGAGGCCACAUUUAUUGCCCAAUCUUCAUGAAACUUGGUCAAAAGAUCAGUGUGCGAAUUUCACUUAUGAAACCACUAGUCCGUUCGGGCUACCAGAUGGAAUUGUUCACUAGCCGGAACCAAAGUUUACUAGCCCGAACUGUUUAUCACAAGUUUUUAAAGGAAGUUUAUAUUUUUGACAGUUCUGGAUAGUUUUUAUUGCAGGCAUGGUGUAAUUGAUAAGGAUUACAAAUAACAGUUCAUCCCAAUUAACUGGAAAUGUUAUUAUAAUAUUUAAAUUACACAAUAGGUUUAUAAUAUUUAUGUAUGGAGGAACUCAUCAAUCAAUACCUAACAUGCAGUCAAGAUGCAAAGGUUUAUAUCCAGUCUGUGAAUUAGUUUUGGUGUCAAUUGUCCCAAAUUAAAUUCCGAAAAAAUAAGCCAAGAGUCUGAUGCUGUAUGAUAAAGCGAAUAGAGGGUACCCUCCCCCUUGCUAAUUGUUCUUUUUUAUAGUCUUUCUAGGUCCAAUUCUGGUGAGUACUAUGUGAAAAAUUAUCAACCCCACCAUCCGUAACACCGCAUGUGUAUUCAUCAUUCUAUGUAUUUUUUUUAUCAAGAACGUCGAAAAUGAAUUAAAAUCGACAGAUAAUACCGUGUCCGGAAACGACUGCCCGAAAAUAUAUCAAGAUACGUCUUUUGCACGUGCAAUAAAAUAGGCUUUUUGUUUGAACCCCGGUUUUCUGAAAGUACAGCAUAUUGAACAACCUGGGUAGAUACGCAUUUUAAACGCAUGGUAUCAAAAAAGUAGUCAAACUCUCGCCAUGUCAACAUACUCGGGAAGGUGAGGAAGCGCGAUAUGACGCUAAAUAAACGCUAGAUAUGGUUCUAACAAUGGAUGAAAGUAAUCAUGAUAAUAUUUUUAAGAAUAUUACAUUUUCAAAAGUUGGAAAAAUCACUAGCCCAAUCGGGCUAGUACCUAGGGAAAUUCAGUAGCCCAAAACGAGAUCAACUAGCCCCGAGCUAUCGGGCUAGUGCGAAUUUCGAACACUGGAAGAUUGUUUAUGUCCCCCACCACUAUUGUGGGGGACAUAUUGUUUACGCCCUGUCAGUUGGUCUGUCUGUUUGUUCCAACUUUAACAUUUGCAAUAACUUUUUCAAUAUUCAAGAUAGCUACUUGAUAUUUGGCAUGCAUGAGUAUCUCAUGGAGUUGCACAUUUUGAGUGGUGAAAGGUCAUCCUUCAAGGUCAGAGGUCAAAUAUAUGUGGCCAAAAUCGCUCAUUUUAUGAAUACUUUUGCAGUAUUGAAGAUAGCAACUUGAUAUUUGGCAUGCAUGUGUAUCUCAUGAAGCUGCACAUUUUGAGCGGUGAAAGGUCAAGGUCAUCCUUCAAGGUCAUACAUCAUAUAUCGUCGCUGUCGUUCUCAAACCUCGUAGCUACAAAAUGCCAACUUUUCAGGAGAGAGAAAAAACCGUCUCAUUUUUUUAUAACGAUGUUUUAGAAAUUGAAAUUCUGUAAAAAUACCAAACAAAUGAAGCUGCAAAAUACGGUAUAAGCCAUAGACGCGUAUGCCGUACUGAUAAGUCAUACUGACAGUCAGACAUGGUAGCUCUGAUAUUUUGUCACCACAGUUUUGUCAUUUUUAUGAGGUACGACAAUUCGUCCUGAUAGGAAACCUCGUAGUUGCAAAUAAAAACUUUUAUAAAACCGUUUUUGUCAAAUUUGUCCAAACGAAACGACGUACCUACAGGUGAAAUGGCGUUGCUACGACUUUUCGCCGGGAAAAAAGCCAACAAUCAUUCUACAACAUUUUGUCACGUGGCUUUUUCAAGGGCUCUGAUUGGCGUAAAGCUACGAGAUAUAGCACAAAACACGCACCAGACUUAAUAUAUUCGGAAAAGACGAAAAAAUAUUUUGAAAAUUUUGGAGCUACGAGGUUUGAGAACGACAGCGACGAUAUGGGGACAUAGUGUUUCACAAACACAUCGCUUGUUUGCAAUUAUAUCUUGGACUAGUUUGAAAAUGGUUCCCUCUUAGUCUAGUUGAAAAACAUGGUCGCCAGGAGGCGGGGCAUUUUUCCUUAUAUGGUUGUAGUAAAAACUUGUUUCCACUCUAAAGGUCACAUUUAUUAUCCAAUAUUCAUGAAACUUGGUCAGAACAUUUGUUUUCAUGAAUUUUUGGAUGAGUUUGAAAAUGGUUUAGGUCUGUUGAAAAACAUGGCCGCCAGGGGGCAGGGAAUUUAUCCUUAUAUGGCUUUACUAUAGUAAAACCUUGUUAGCAAUCUUAAAAUAGAUAUAUAAAAAGAUACAUGUACAGCUCACACUACAUGAAUCUUUGUCAGUUCUUAUGAUUUCUUGGGCUGCACAGUACAGUUCAGUCCAUUUGUAUCUCAGGUGAGAGACUUUGGACCUGAAAAAGGCCCUCUUAUUGGUUAAAUAGCUCACUGCCAUUGCUUUGUGUAUUACGUUGUACAUGUAUGUGUAAAACAAAUUUCAUGUUGCCUAUUACACAGUUAAACAUAUGCAUUCCCACCUCAUAGAAGAUUUCUGAGAUGUCUCAGCACCUUGUUCAGUUUGUCUAUUCUCACAUGUUGUAAUGAUUUUGUUAGACUUAUAGUCUUACAGCAGAUAACAGUGUUCUUUAAACCUCAAUAUGCACGUUUAUGCAGAAUAGGUGUGAGUCGUUUGAACUCUUUAUUUUGAAGAUUGGAUACCCUCAUUGUGAUCUGUUAAAAAAUCACGAGUCGAACAUGCAAUUGUUUUUUGUUUUGUUGGUGGAUUAUUAUGUCUCGUAUGUCGUUAUUUAAGUUAUUUGAAUUGUAAAUAGAAGUUUAUUCCCAUCGUGGAUGUUAGUCUGAAUAAAUUAUUUGAUUAAACAUUUUAAUCAAGA
Molecule: messenger RNA, 6348 nt
Organism: Dreissena polymorpha
Lineage: Eukaryota; Metazoa; Mollusca; Bivalvia; Myida; Dreissenidae
Product: zinc finger and SCAN domain-containing protein 26-like
Exons: 4
Coding region: 132-1943 (603 amino acids)
Cellular component (GO): nucleus
Source: RefSeq, a predicted model, not a curated record